Molecule: messenger RNA, 1773 nt
Organism: Corylus avellana
Lineage: Eukaryota; Viridiplantae; Streptophyta; Magnoliopsida; Fagales; Betulaceae
Source: RefSeq, a predicted model, not a curated record
AUGGCGCCUUCUUCCGCCCCUGUAGCUUUCUCAGUGAGACGUAGCCCGCCGGAGUUGGUGGCUCCGGCUGAGAAAACACCUAAUGAAUUAAAGCGUCUGUCGGACAUAGAUGACCAAGGAGGCCUCCGUUUUCAGCUUCCAUUUGUUAUGUUUUACUCAAACAUUAAUGAUCCAUUAUUGAUGGUGCAGAAAGAGAAAGACCCUGUGAAGGUCAUUAGAGAAGCUUUAGCUAAAGCACUGGUGUAUUACUAUCCUUUCGCCGGCAGGCUUAGAGAAGGAGGUAACCGGAAACUUACGGUGGAUUGCACCGGAGAAGGUAUCUUGUUCGUUGAAGCUGAGGCAGACAUCACACUCGAGCAGCUUGGUGACACAAUUCAACCGCCAUGCCCAUAUAUUGAAGAGCUUCUGCAUGAUGUUCCUGGCUCUAACGCUAUCCUUGGAUGCCCUUUGCUACUCAUUCAGGUGACCCGUCUGCUAUGUGGAGGAUUCAUCAUUGCUAUACGACUAAACCACACAAUUAGCGAUUCUCUUGGGUUGGUAAAGUUCCUCAACACUGUUGCAGAGAUGGCGGGUGGUGCAUCUGCGCCAUCGCAGCAGCCUGUGUGGCAAAGAGACAUCUUUAGUGCACGUGACCCACCACGGAUAACCUGCGUACAUCACGAGUACGAGGAGAAAGCGAUUGACAACAACAGCUCAACAGCCAUAUUAAUGGAGGACAGUAGCAUGAUGGUCCAUUGGUCUUUCUUUUUUGGUCCCAAAGAGAUGAGAUCGAUACGUAUGCAUCUUCCAUUACACCUUCGGACAUCCUCCACCUUUGAGAUACUCAGCGCUUGCUUAUGGAGAUGCCGCACGAUUGCCCUUCACUUGGAUCAGAAUCAGGUUGUUCGUCUAUCAUGCAUGAUCAAUGCACGUGGUAAGCAAGGGCUACAAGUGCCCGAUGGAUAUUAUGGCAAUGCAUUUGCUUUCCCAACUGCAGUAACAAAGGUAGGAUCACUCUGCCAAAAUCCAUUAGGAUAUGCACUGGAGAUAGUGAAAAAGAUCAAGUCAGAAAUGAGUGAAGAGUACAUCAGAUCAGUGGCGGAUCUUAUGGUGAUCAAAGGACGUCCACGAUACACAACAGCUGGGAACUAUCUUGUUGCCGACACAACACGUGUCGGCUUUGGAGGGGUCGAUUUCGGGUGGGGUAAGCCAGUUUAUGGAGGUCCAAGUGGGGCCAUACCAUUGGUUAGCUUCUUUGCAAGGUUCAGAAACAGCAAAGGUGAGGAUGGAGUUGUAGUGCCAAUAUGGUUGCCAUUGCCUGUAAUGGAAAGAUUUCAGCAAGAGUUGUUGAAGAUAACUCAUCAGGAGCCUGUUAAUCAAUCCCAUGGAGUAAUGCAAAAAAGAAUUUUGUCCUUGCUCUGAAGCAAAUGUUGAAGGGGAAAGUCCUUUUUAUUAGCUUUAGAUUACUACUAAUUAUUUCAAGUGAUUUAGUGUUAUGAUAAUAUAUUAUGUAGGAUUAUGUCAAUCGACAAUUAUCUAUUUUAGUUAAGAGUUUGAGUCUGUAGCAUUACGGUACAGUGUUUUAUGGUAGUAAGUCUCUAUUGUCUUACUUUAUUAAAAGUUGGAAUUAUACUUUAUCUCAUAAUAAGGUUCAAAUUUUAUCUUUAAGUGAUUGUAAGAGUUUUAUCUCCAAGUUAGAGUCAGAGUUUAUCUUCAAGCCUUUUACUUUGUUUCAUGUAGUUCCUUAUUUAAAGGGUGAUCAAUUAAUAAAGAGUAAGCAGAAUUAAUUCAAAA